Molecule: messenger RNA, 1646 nt
Organism: Poecilia reticulata (guppy)
Lineage: Eukaryota; Metazoa; Chordata; Actinopteri; Cyprinodontiformes; Poeciliidae
Source: RefSeq, a predicted model, not a curated record
ACAAUCAAUUGUCUUUAUUUAUAUGAAUACAUUUAUUUAUCAAAUAAAUCGAAUUGUGUUCUUUGGUCCAAACUAUAUCUUUGUAAGGUGACCUCUGAGCUGCCUACUUUUUCUUUUCUUUUUUUUUAUCUACAUGCAUUUGGUUUGCUGAUCGACUUAAGUUUCCGAUUUCAGCAUCUUGUGGGAAAAGUAGUCCUGUCGCCGCCCUCCGAGAAUGAUGACAAUCCCUCCGUCGUUAGAGGGACCGACAGGCCGGCUGACCUCCAGCUGGCUCUUGAGUCGUGAAAUGAUGCUGUUUGAUGUCACAUGUGAUUCACUUCACCCUCGCUAACCCACAUAGCGAUCUUCCUGGCAUGAUUAAUUAUUAACCACUGGUUGUCGCCCCAUUAAUAGCGCUGAUGUGACCGAACAGCGCAGAAUUUCCAAAUAUUACUCUGCACGAGAGAUCGCGUCAUAAUUGCAGCACCGACUUACUGUCGCUCUAAUUGGAAGCCCUGUCUCUCCCUGGUGAUUGGUUGCUGCUCCUUCGCUUUGAAUUCAGGGCGUCUUUCUUUCACCCACUUGUAGUCAGACCCGUCCUACAGAAUAAUCCUUCGAGGAGAAAUCAUGUGGAAAUUACUACGUCUUGCUUGUGCGGGAAUUCCCCGCUUGUUUGUAUAAAACCUAGAGAUGAAAGCAUGCAGCUCAGUGUUGCUGUUUUACCAAGUUCCAUCACAGAUCUCUCUCUCUCUCUCUCUUUCUGUCUGGUCCGAAAAAAUGAGACACUUUCAUUUAAGCUUUUCCAGCUGCGCCGCGCUGCAGCUGACGCUGAUGCUGCUCAACUGGCGCACAUCCACGGGGCUGCCGCUGCCGCUGCCGCCGCCGACACCGAGCGCAAACAACAGCGCACAGUGCGCAAGUCUCUUCAGGAGCCUUCUGCUGAGUGUCACGGAUGUUCUCAAAAGCGAAGAUUUGUGUUUCAGCUUGAUCAAAUCCACUGAGAUGCCAAUGAGGAGCAGCGAAACAGUGCGGACCUGCACUCCCGCUUCCACUCAGAACUCCGGCUGCGCGAUGCUGACCAAUUCGUCCUUCAGUGAGAAUGCGUGUGUGAUGAACAUCAUGAGGGAUUUGGCCUACUACCAGACCGCUAUAGACACCUACCUCCAGUCCAAACUCCACAAGCCUGAGGCUGAAAAAACACUUCUGAGUCCGACUCUGGGAAUCAUUCAGGACCUGAGGAAGAACUGCUCCUUGAUGGAAACAGGAGAGCACAACUCUUUUGAGGACGCUCCCGGUCGGUGGGAAAGCGACUCCUUCAAGAACCGACAGAAGAUGUGUAAGAUGAUGAGAGGCUUCCACGUUCGCGCCAUCACCAUCAACCGAGCCGUGGGCUACAUCUCCUCAGGGGACCACAGGAAGUAGACGAGCCGAAGCUUCAUCAGCAUCGCCGUCGAUCCCGUCUUCCCUCCAUAUGAUUUACCGCGCCAAACCCGUAACGCUGUCGUCACAAGCUACUGAACGUGUGGUGCUUACCGUCAAACUAAGCUGCUCAGGCAUAAGCUAUCUGUGCCGACCCUCUUUCUCUUUGUAAGAGCCAAGGGUCCGCCGGUCUGUCACUAAGAGUAGUAAUGGUCAUAUUGGCCUGGUUACAGUCUUGGAAUGUACUC